Paramecium sonneborni is the source of this 1516-nucleotide messenger RNA. NCBI's taxonomy places the organism in Eukaryota, Ciliophora, Oligohymenophorea, Peniculida, Parameciidae. The record is from the annotation of a GenBank genome assembly.
AUGUUCAAUAAAUUUUUGAAGCAAGUGAGAUAAUAUCAAUUAAAAUAAAUUAUAGGUUAAGGAUCUUUCGCAACAGUAUAUUUAGGAGUUAAUGAAGAAAAUUAGUAAUGCGCUGUAAAAGAAAUAAAACUUGAUUUUAUGGAUGAAUCAGAAGAAUCUUAAAAAUUAAUGAAAUAUUUUGAUUAAGAAAUAGAGAUAUAUUAGAAAACGAAACAUAAUAAUUUAGUUUGUAUGAUAGAGGAAUUCACUGAAGGAGAUUCCCGUUAUUGCAUAUUUGAAUAUUGUAGUAAAGGAGAUUUAAAUAAUUUUACUAAGCGAAAUAUCCUUAAUGAAGAGGAAGCAAAGAUAAUAUUUACUCAAAUUUUAGCAGGAAUGAAAUAUCUAUUUGAAAAAGGGAUUGUACAUAGAGAUUUGAAAUUAGAUAACAUAUUAAUAGAUGAAGAAAAUAUUAUAAAAAUAGCUGACUUUGGAUUUGCUAAAUUUUAUCAAUAAAAUGAUAUAUUUAGUUCUUAUUGUGGAACUCCAGCAACAAUGGCUCCAGAAAUAUUAAAGUAUUUUAAUUUUUAAAUUUAAUAGUUAGUAAUAGUAUGAUUUUAAAUGUGAUAUUUGGUCUUUAGGAGUGAUUUUAUAUUAUAUGAUUUUUAAGAAGUAUCAUUGGAGAGGAAAUGUUAGGAGUUUAAUUGAUUUAUAGAGAUAAUACUUAAAUUUUACAGUUAGAUUUGAUAGUUCAAUUUAAUUAUCAAAAGAUGGAGAAGACAUUAUAAGUAGAAUGCUGACUAGUGAUAAAGAGAAAAGAAUUAAUUAUGAAGAAUUAUUUACUCAUCCAUGGUUAGAAGGAAAACUAGAUUAAAAAUAAAAUUUAUUAGAAUCACAAUGCUUUAUUUAAAAAAAAUUAAAUACAAUAUCACAAGGUUAAAGAAUAGGAAAUAUUGUUAUAUAAUAAAGAAAACUGAAAGGAAAAUUUUGUACCAUUCUUGAUUAAUUCAUAAAGGACUGUAAGAAUGAAGUUAUAAAGUAAAAAUUCUUCGAUUUCAAAAAAUAAAUUAAUUCUUAAAAAUUUAAUGUAAUAAAUAAUAAAUGAUUUAAGAUUACUAUUAAAUCUAAUGAUUUUAUUGAUUAACCUGAUUUCAAAUUAUUUUGUUACAGAUAUGAACUAUAUGAGAUUUUACAAUAUCUUUAUCUUUAAUUCAAGUUAGAUUUUGUAGAAACUGCUUAAAAAGAACUAGAAUUAAUUUAAUUUAUAGAAAAAAAUCCAUUGUCUAAUGGACUAACCUUCACUUUUGAAGAAUUAAAUUCUAGAGAAUAAAUUGACAAUAUUAGAAAAUCAAUAAUUGAAGAAGAAUUAGAUAAUUUUGAAGAAGAUGAUACAAAUUGGAGUAUUGAUAUAAGAGAAACUAAAGAAACUAAAUUGAAAUUAAUUUAGUUUAUAUGUGAAGAUAGGGUCUCUUUGAGCAAAUUAAGUUAACUGUAAAAAACUCAUGUUAGUAAAUCUAAUAAUAUAUUAAAUAAAAAUUGA